CUCCCACAAUGCACUUCGCGCAGAUGGAAUGGCGCCUUUACUCGAGGAGGUGGAACUGUAAUUCUCAACCAUAACAUUCAUUUCAAGACAGCUAUCGUGCAUUUCCCUCUCACAUUGGGUAUUACAUUUUUAAAUCGUUUUAUCGGGAAGAUAGCAGCACGUGUAUGAUGGCUCCGUUCGGUUUGAUGUCAGUCGGUGCUAAUCUUUUGGUAAAGUCUUUGGGGUUGUUCUCCAGUGCAUCUGUUGUGAGGUGUUCAUGUGUGGCUCCAGUGUUAAAGAGUUUUAGCACCACAACCGGGGGCCCUCCUAAGAGACCCAUGACAGCAUACAUGACAUAUGUGAAAGAGAUGCAUCCCACCAUCAGCAGACAAAAUCCAGGAGUCAAGAAUGUGGAUAUUGUCCGAAAGUUAGCACAGCAGUGGAAAAUGCUGACCCCUGAACAGAAGCAGCCAUUUCAGAAUGCAUCUUUAUCGUACAGGGAGCAAUAUAAGUUUGCUCUGGAGAAAUACAAAGCCCAACUGACCCCUGCACAAACUGCUGCUCUUGCAGUAGAAAAACAACAAAAAGUGGCCAAAAGAAAAGCAAUUAGGAGAAAGAAGGAGCUGAACAGUCUUGGAAAGCCCAAACGCCCCAGGGGCGCCUUCAACAUCUUCAUGUCGGAGCACUUUGAGGAGGCAAAAGGAUCUACUAUACAGUCAAAGAUGAAGUCACUCAGAGACGACUGGGAGCGUUUCAGUGCAACACAGAAACAAAUGUACAUUCAGCUGGCGGAGGACGACAAAGUCCGUUACAAGAACGAAAUAAAAUCGUGGGAAGAGCACAUGAUAGAGAUUGGAAGGGCAGACCUUGUUCGGGGAAAGGAGAGGAGAGCCGUCAAAGCCAAAACUACUAAAGACACAAAGAAGAAAAUCACAGUGCUAAAGGCAAAGGCACCAAAAAAGAAGACGGCAGUGAAAAAGACUGUGAAGAGCACCAAGAAGUGAGAUGAUUUAUGUGACUUUGUUUAGACAGAACGUGUUGUACAAAGGCCAAUGCCGUCCUCAAUAAAAAGCCAGUGCUUUUGGUUA
Puntigrus tetrazona (Sumatra barb) is the source of this 1067-nucleotide messenger RNA. It is a transcript of the gene tfam, whose product is annotated as transcription factor A, mitochondrial. Gene Ontology annotation, molecular function: transcription cis-regulatory region binding. Bases 165 to 983 code for a protein of 272 amino acids. The transcript has 7 exons. NCBI's taxonomy places the organism in Eukaryota, Metazoa, Chordata, Actinopteri, Cypriniformes, Cyprinidae. The record is from RefSeq and is a predicted model, not a curated record.